Messenger RNA from Monodelphis domestica (gray short-tailed opossum), 4705 nucleotides. RefSeq names its product parkin RBR E3 ubiquitin protein ligase (gene PRKN). Lineage: Eukaryota; Metazoa; Chordata; Mammalia; Didelphimorphia; Didelphidae. The record is from RefSeq and is a predicted model, not a curated record. Gene Ontology annotation, cellular component: cytosol; mitochondrion. Gene Ontology annotation, biological process: ubiquitin-dependent protein catabolic process; protein ubiquitination. Gene Ontology annotation, molecular function: ubiquitin-protein transferase activity; polyubiquitin modification-dependent protein binding; zinc ion binding.
UAGCCUCUUCCAAAUCUUCACUAACUUUCAAUUGAUGAAAUGAUAGACAAAUAUAUGUAAACCCCCUUGAAAACUCUAGAGAGUUGCAGAAUUGUAAGGUAUUAGACCUGCUGUUCUAAACAAAAAGCUUCUAAUUACCAUAAAAAAUGUGUCUCAAGUUAGAAAUACUGUGGAUACUGCCGAGGGAAUAUUAGUGUCAAUAGCAAGCAUACAAAGCUCUCCCCAUCAGCUGAAAUUAAGAAAGCCGGGUAUUUAUUGAGCAGGGAUUAAGUAUAAGUAUACUUAGGAUAUUUUGUAAAGUAGACAAAAUCCCUAAGAGGAUUAAAUUCUCCUGAAAACUAGACGGGAAGAAAGCCCCGGGGGACUGCAGUAUGAUACGCUUCGACCCCGUCCCAGCGGCCAAUCAGCUUACACCCAGGAAGAAGAUGCGAGAACCCAAGAGCAGCCAAUAUAGUAGCUUGUGUCCCCCAGGCAACGAGGCACCAGGGUCCAGCAAAUGGGCCAGAGGGGAGAGAAAGAUAAAUCUGUCAGUUUACACCUCCGCAGCAGUUGAACCAGAGAGGCAGGCAGGCAGGCGGGCAAGGCGCCUUCAUGACAGAAAAGUGAUAAAGACCCAGAUAUGCAAUAAAAUCCAGGCUCUUCUUUUGGCUUGUAAAUAUGUCUGCUUUCCAAAAAGGAAUUUCCUAUAGAGAAAAGUGAUAUCAAGUAAAACAUUCAUACAUGAGGCCAUUGGAUCAAAUGUUCAGAACUGUGAUUUGGAUCAGCAGAGUAUAGUUCAUGUUGUUCAGAGAGCCCAGAGAGGUGAUCAGAAAGAGGCUAUGUCUGGGCAGAACGAUCCUGGACACUCUAGAGGAGUCAUAGGCAGAGAACCUGAGAGCUUAACUCGAGUGGACCUCAGUAGCAGCAUCCUCCCAGCUUACUCUGUAGGCCUGGCUGUUAUUCUUGAGAAUGAAGACAAGGAUGAUUCUCCUCCAGCUGGACAUUCAGGUACACCCACUUACAACAGCUUCUAUGUUUUCUGCAAAGGAGGCUGUCAAGGUGUUCAGCCAGGAAAACUCAGGGUAAGAUGCAGCACCUGUAAACAGGCAACACUGAUCUUGGACCAGGGUCCAUCAUGCUGGGAUGAUGUCCUAAUUUCAAACAAAAUAAGUGGCGUUUGCCAUUUCCCAGACUGCAAUGGAACUGGAGCAGAGUUCUACUUUAAAUGUGGUGCACACCCAACCUCUGCCAAUGAGACAUCAGUGGCUCUGAACCUGAUUACGACAAACAGUCGCAGUAUCAGCUGUAUUACAUGUACUGAUGUCAGAAGUCCUGUGUUGGUGUUCCAGUGUAUCCAUCGCCAUGUCAUUUGCCUAGACUGUUUCCAUUUAUACUGUGUGACAAGAUUGAAUGAUCGGCAGUUUAUCCAUGAUCCAGUGCUUGGUUAUUCCCUUCCUUGUGUGGCUGGCUGUCCAGACUCCUUGAUUAAAGAGCUUCAUCAUUUCAGAAUUCUUGGGGAAGAACAGUACAACCGAUAUCAACGCUAUGGAGCUGAGGAAUGUGUCCUACAAAUGGGAGGCGUCCUCUGCCCCAGUCCGGGGUGUGGAGCGGGUCUGCUCCCUGGGCCAGAAGUAAGAAAAAUAACAUGUGAGCCAAGCAAUGGCCUGGGCUGUGGAUUUGAAUUCUGCCGUGAAUGUAAAGAAGAAUACCAUGAAGGAGAAUGCAACACCCUCUUUGAAGCCUCAGGAGCAGCAGCCCAGGCCUUUAUGGUGGAUGAACAAGCUGCAGAGAGAGCAAGAUGGGAAGAAGCUUCCAAAGAAACAAUCAAGAAAACAACCAAACCUUGUCCCCGUUGCCAUAUACCAGUGGAAAAAAAUGGAGGAUGUAUGCAUAUGAAAUGUCCUCAGCCUCAGUGCAAGUUUGAAUGGUGCUGGAACUGUAGCCUGGAAUGGAACCGAACCUGCAUGGGAGAUCACUGGUUUGAUGUAUAAUUCAGUAAUGGAAAAGCAGGGAAAAGCUUCACGUCCUACUCUGAUAAAAACUGGCUCAGUUGGCCCAUUGGCCUCUCUUCAUUUUAAUAUUCUUCCUUUUUGCAUGAACAAAAAGACUUUAACAUUAAGCUUCUUCCAAAAUUCACUUAAGAAAAAUUAUUUUCCUUUUUAGAUGCCAUUUUAAACAUAAUUUUAGAGCCCCAUGAAUGGAGCAUGGAUAAAUGUAAGACAAUUAAACACAUACAGUAACAUCAGGGUAGAUUCCAAGGGAAGUUCAAGGUUCAGCUGUGGAUUGUCUAUAUUCUGUGAAAUUUCCUUCAGAUUUGCAUUACCAUAUGAAUGCAGCUCUCUCAGGUUUCAUUUCAUAUACUUGACUUAUGGUUAAAACAAAUUAUCGUUAAAUGAGUCACUGGGAUGAUUCAAAGAGAUUGUUUGUGGCUCAUCUUCAGUGGGUCUGUUCUGGAUUUGUUAAGUGGGUAGGCUUUUUUUGAAAAUGUGGUCACAGUUUCAAUACUGACACUUCCACUUAACUUUCCACAGUGCCGUAGACAGAAGUUAGAAUUUAUCAGGGAAAAUUUUCUGCACCUUCAAGAAUAAGAUCAUCCCAAACAGUGUUGGCAAGAUUAUAGCUAAGUAUCAUUUAUCAUAUCAAAUGAAUGAGAAAUUGGAAAGCUCAUUUGAAUUUUGACAUUCUUAAAUUAUGGGGGAUUAAUUGAAACCUAGUAUGCUUCACCUUAGGGAGGAAAAAAAUCUUUCUUACAAUCUUUGUGGAGUCUCAAAUUUUAAUUUAAAAUAGUUAUUUCUGAGCUUGGGGACUUUUCUAACAGUUUGGAUUCUUUGUGCAGUUUAAUAGAGAUACUGAAUCACAAAAUUAGGUGCCUAUUAUAGAAACAUGAUAGAGACUGAUUGGUGGUGGUGGUCAAUGUUAAUGAAAACCAGACUGUUAAAACAGAAUGCUUAUAAAUAUUAGCAUUUCUGCCCCUGCAUAAAUCAACCACCUGAAUUUCUGGCCAGAAAUAUUUCUAAUAGAGGGAAAUAACUUGUUCUUAAUAGGUUAGCUUAGCUCCUUUACUAUUGCCCCAUUAAGUUUGGAAAACUAGUGUUAAACAAAUAGCCAGAGCCAGGGAGAUCCAAAAGCAUCAAAUGAUACUCAUAUUCUCCAAAGGAGAUUUAUUUUAAAGAUGUGACACAUUGAGAAGCAAGUCAGUACAUUAAAAAUAAGCUCUCAUGACACUGAUUGGAUCUCAGGAAUAAUGGAUGCUUUGAACUCCAUUUGGGGCAGCAGUAACAGGUGAGAAACAUAAAAGAACAUGUUCAUGUUUGUCAAUGUCUGCUAAAUUCAUGAUAAAAAGGGAAAAAUUGUAAAGUAACAGUUUACAGUAAAUACUAAAAGUUAUCAUUUUAAAGUAAGAAAGAAUUGUACCAUUUGCACCAAAGAAUCAUUCUUUCAGCAUAGUUCUGGACUGAAAAAGUAUUGUUCCUCUGACUAGUGUUUAGAUGGAAGAAUAUUAGAGCAAUUGGUAAUAAUAUGAGUUUCAUCUCAGUACAUGGAUCCAUCAGUGAUGUUUUUAGGGUCCCAUAGUAAAUUAGAUCUGUAAUUCAGCUUUUUGUUUAAUCCAUCCAAUCUCUAAAGCCAUGAAGCAUUAAUGGUGUGACAGGAGAAAGGUUAGCCCCAGGAGGGUCCCCCCCUGUCAGACCUGAGUCAUCCUACUUUGCUACUUUACCCAUCCUCUUUCCCUAUUUCCUCCUAACUCUACCCCUCCUUGCCCUUUACCUCUAAGGGAUGCCACAGAUAGAACUGGGCACAGAAAGUAACGUAGUCACAGUAGUAGUCACAGUAUAAGAUCAGAGGUAGCAUGACCACCUCCCCUAGGCUUUGUACUCAUGGCAAAAACCACUGGGGGCUCAUCUUAAGACCUGGAGCCUGCCAAACCUGCAAUUCUGUGCCCUGGUCAGGAAGUUGGGAAACCCUAAUGAAGCAUCCCCAAGGGAAAUGAGAGUCACAAAAGCUACUUCCUCUGGGUAAUGAGUCAACAAUAUUCCACCAAUGACUCAGAAACACCCUCACUGUUCUGAAGUCCAACUAAGACUUUCUGAUUAAGAGUGGAAGUUGAGGAAGGAAGGACCAGCAGUCCUAUAACCCUCAACUCCCAGCUGUUGGCCUCACAAAUGCAGUUAUGGCAAGUCCAAAGGCAAACUCAUCCCAAUCAGUCAUUUGGCAGAUUGCAGCCCCCUCUAGUCUAAGGUCCCCCAUUUCCCCCCUGAUUAUUUAAUAGACACCUUUUUCAAUGUGUGUGUGUGUUCUUUGGGUUUAAGGGGCUUCAAUAGUUUGCUCACACAGGGUCAGUCCCAUUUCACCUAUAUCCUGAACUGUUUUGCUUUCUGAUAUAACUAAAUAAUAUCAUAUAAUCUGCAUAUUUUCUUGAUAAAAGCUAUUUUUGUUCCUGAAAUGAAAAACAAGUCUGAAUCAUUAAAAGUGGGGGAAAACAAGGCCCACCCAAUGAAUGUAUAAAUGGUAUCAUCUUCACAUUGCAUCAAAAUAAACACAAAAUAUGUGUCAAAGUUCUCAGCACAUCACAAAGAACAGGAAAAAAAAAUUCUUUACAAAAGUAUCUUUGUUUUCUCUGUAACACCUAAAUGUGUCCUUCAGUGAGCCAGCGAAAACAAUCAACAACAUGCUUGUAACUUUGUUUAAAGUUGUAUUUUCAAUAAAUGUUGAAAACAUGGGGGGGAAA